AUCAGUUAAGAAGGGAACUGCAGGUGGUCCUUCCUCCAUGUAAAUGAAAUCCCCUCUUGGUUCGAAGAUGUACUUUGAUUUCUCUACCUUCCCAGUUCGAGAUGUGAGAUAAUGGGGAAACAAAUAUGUAAUUGAUUAAGUUAUUUUACUUUCUCGCUUUCAACCCAAUUUGCUUAUAGAUUCAGAUUUUUGGAAUGAGGAGACGGAUUUUGAAUCGUGUUGAUUGAGAAGUUGAGAAGAUUAUAUAGCCCCUCUUAACUUUCACUUGGUUCCGUCACUGCUUCUAACUCGAUCUGGUUGAUGUGUGUAUUUGAUUUCGGUUAUACAUUUUUUUCGAAGGAGGGAAUUUCUUGAGUACCCAAGAACCAAGAGUUCCAUUACAACUUGGAAGUACAAAUUUUUAGAUCUAAUUUUGCUUAUGUUUUUAAAGUUGAGGGGGUUCUAGCUAGCCCUUCCUAUCUUCCACGGAUCUUUGUCAUUGCUAGAGUUGGCAAAAAUAACCAAGAGAUCGAUUGCCCGCUUGAAUCCAAACCGCGGUAACACGCGGGCAAAAGUCGAGAUGACCGAAUUAGUGUAAAAUCCGAUUACAAAAUAAUCGAAUACGAGCAGGGUAUGAAUUUCAUGCUAUCCGUCCCGCGAAACCAUACCCGUACCUGCCCAUAAAUAAAUUUACUCCAAACUCAACGUUUGCUACCCGGUACCCACUAAUCUGAACCCCCCAAUAUUCUAAUUAAUAUAAAACAACUUAAAUGUACGAAUUUACAUCUAAUUUUUUUUUACCUACAUUUUCCAAAUUAUGAGAGUUAUUAACCCCUCCUAUCUUCUACAUAGUUUCGUCAUUACUUCUUCUAGCCUUGGUUAAUGUGUGUGCUUGAGUUCCAUUACAAAGUUACAAUUGAAAUGUUAGCCAACUAGCUUAGGAAAAAGGAAAACAAAAUGGAAGAGGCAUUUGUAUUUGUUAGUAUAGUUCGAGAAGUAGGGGAUUUUGAGAAUAAAUGAGAUGAAUGAGCCAAAUUCUAGCACCGAUCGAGUUGUCAACUUCGGAGCACCGAAAAUGAACAUAUGGGCCAAAAGUGGGCGGUUGAUGAUAAAAGAUUUUGCUUCAAUAAAAACUUGGCCGGGUUUGGAGUGAAAAUGAGAGGUCCUCGAUGGAGAGUGCAUUGGUGGGGAUGUGAAUGAUGACAAUGCCCGUCGGUAGCAUGUGCCGAAAGGGAGAAGUUAGGACGAUAACUCUUAAAACAAACGUUGUUAAUAUAUAGUUGAAUUGAUCUGAUUUAUACGAGAAAUAAAGAUAAUUUAAUUUACCCUCUCGCGUAUAUGAUGAGUAUACUACUAGUAUGUAGCGUCGUGAGGUUGGCCCAGAGACGGGUGAACCAUGGUUUGGGAAAUGGUUUGAUGACCGAAGUUUUUCGAUAGUGCAAAAUGAAGUAUUGAAGUUGUCUUUCGAAACUCUCGAUCAGUGAACAAAAUACAACGUUACACGUGAAAACAUCUUAGAUUGUCAAGAUUAGUAAAGCAAAACUUUAGCUUUCUAGUUCAGGCGCUCUUAAGUUUGCUUAAGCAAUUUUGCAAACCGAUAAACAAAUACGAAAAUCAAGAAAGGCAGAAAAGCCCGAAUAAGGAUAUGGAACAAGGCUUAGGCCGGGCCAUCUGAAUUGUUACAUUGCAUUUCGUGCUUUCGGCCCAAUUCUCAAUGGGCUCAGGAGCUGGGUUUGAGUUGGUCUUUUAGUUUUCGUAACUGUAUGGGCCCAAUAACCCAUUCAUUGAGUCAACAGGUUCUCCAUGUGAACCUGAUAGAGAGGUAAAAAAAAGGGUUUGAGCAUAAUACUCAAAAUAAAGUGAGGAUAUUACACUUACUAGUGAUGGACCUAAUAAUCAUAUUUUUGUAUAAUGGUUAUAUAACUUUUUUUUUUAUUGUGGUUAGGUACUAAUUACAAGAUUAGAAUUUGAGUUCUUCAAGUUCAAAACUAAUGUUAUUACUAAAUCAUGUAUUUAAAAUAUUUCUUUAACAGAAUCUAUACUUAUCAAAUAAAAAAUGAAUUUAUCUUUUUUUUACUUAAAUUUUAGAACUCUUCAACUUAAAUUUCAGUUACUUAAAUUACUAAGAUAUUUUUCUUAAAUUAUUAAGAUGAUCCAUUGAUUGCUGAAGUUCUAGCUCUUCGGGAGGCUAUUCUUUGGUGUCGGGAUUCCGGGUUUGUGGAGGUGCGCUUUGAAGGAGAUGCUAAGGUGAUUAUUGAUAAGAUCAACCAGUCGGAUAUUAGGAUAGCCGAAUUGGGGCACUUCUGGCAGAAAUUGCAGGUGUUUUGGAGUCGCUGGGAGGUUUCUCUGUGCGGUUUGUAGGUCGGCGGAGUAAUAGGAUAGCCCACUUGGUUGCUAAAACGACCCUUCAUUUGUACCCCGACUGCGAGUCGUUAUUUUGAUUUUCUAGCUUGGUUAAAUUCCAGGAUGUAACUAUCUAUAUUUUUUUAUCAAUAUAUUGAUUAUCUUUUGUAAUAAAAAAAAGGAAACAAACGCACCGGUUGAUGAGUUGCAAAGUUGCUAAUAGGAAUGGCAAUGGGGCAGGUCCUGGGCGGGUAUCUCGAUACCCAUACCCGCCCCAUGGCAGGUCGGCUCCAGGUCGGGUAAUUUAUUACGGGACGCGUAUCGGGGCAGGUCGACCCAAUGGGUAUGUAAUUUAUGUCAAAAACAUUAGAAAUAUUAGUUAUUUUCAUUAAAAAAACCAAGAAAGAUGUUUUCACUUAAUUACAACUUUAUUAUAGCUAAAAUAUAAUGUAAUAAGAGGAGAAUACUAAGUAAUUUGACUAAGAUUACAUGUAAUUUAGUUAAGAACGAGUCAAAAAUAGGACGGGUCGAUGAGAGAUACCCAUGCCCGUCCCGUCCCGCCCCGCCUACAGUGCGGGUCUGACCCGCUCAAAACAGACCAAACAGGUCGUAUAAAUCAGAUCAUCUCGAAAUUGCUUGCUAACCAUGAAACCAACCACCAUCAAAUGAUAGUGGAAAACAAACCAACAGACAAAAUCUCGUAAGAAUCUCCAAGUCCAGGGGCAUUUCCGUACUCCAAUCUUCUUUAAAACCCCUUCUCCUCCUCCCUCUAAUCUCCUCCCACUUCCGCCGACUAAUCCGGCUCUCUCUCUCCCAACCGUUAGUAAAACAAACAGAUUAUUCUCUCUCUCUCUCUCUCUCUUUUAUCUAAUUGGACCCAACCACAGCUUUAUUCUUUUUCAUCGGCCUUCUUUUUCUCAUCUUCUUGGCGGAGGAGCGAAAUUGCAAUGCCGAAAUCCAACAAAAUCCGCCACAUCGUAAGAAUCAAGCAGAUGCUUAAGCAAUGGCGCAGGAAGGCCCGAGCCAACGCCUCCUCCUCCUCGAAUUCAUCACCGUCGAGAACCGCCGCCGCGGCUCCAUCCGACGUCCCGGCGGGCCACGUCGCCGUCUGCGUCGGCGCGAGCUGCCGGAGAUUCGUCGUCCGGGCGACGCACCUGAACCAUCCGAUCUUCAAUCGCGUCCUGGCGCAGGCCGAGGAGGAGUUCGGUUUCGCCAACGCCGGCCCGCUGCGGAUCCCCUGCGACGAAUCGGAGUUCGAGGAGGUUCUGAAACUGGUGUCCAGAUCUGAUUCGAUCAGGAGGUUUUUGCGUUUGGGGGAGAUUCAGCGGUGCGCUCACUCCUGUCUCGUCGGGAGGAAUAGUAACGGGGAGUUUGUCGGCGGUGAGUCGCGGCCUCUGCUCCGUGGUUGAUGAUCGAUCGGCGGUGGUCGGAUGGAUUAGCUAGGGUGCUAACGAGCUGGCUCACUGAGUCGAGAAUGGUGAACUCAGUGAGUGGGCGAGCUGAGUUUAGGGAUGUUUUCUUCCCCUUUUUUUUUAUACUGUUCAAAACAGUGUAUUAGCUUGUUAGGUAUCUUUCUCAAUAUUUUUUCAAGUUUGGGAAGUGAAUUAGAAGGAGGAAAAUCUGAAAUUUGAUUAAAUUGUUAUUAUUGUUUAACAAAAUUAGUAAUGUAGUAAUUCUUAUUGCUUGCACUUGCACUAUUAUAAUUAAUUAUUGUUUCUCCAAUUGUUCAAUUUUUUCCAUCUAAGUUGUAACAAACAAUACCUUUUAUGACGGGAACUUACCUGAUGUGUGUUGAGAGAUUCUGAUGCGAAAUUAAACUCGAAAAUACAUCGUAUCAAUCUCAUAGCUUAUUAACUUAGCACGUUAUGUGGAUCUAAAUAAUACUUCUUCCAAAUGUAAGCAUAAUGGUAUAAUUUCAGGAUUGAAAUGUUAAAAAGAGGAAGCUCUCUCUUGAUAUUAUCCAUAUCCACAAAUACUGCCUAAGGACGACGAUGUGGAUGAUGGAAUUUAUGUCGAAGAAAUGGUGUUGGAUUCGCCGGUCGGUGCUAAACAAAAGACAGCGGUUGAGAAUCGAGACUGAUCAAAACAUAAAAAUCGCAUUGGAAAAUGAUAGCCGAUCGUAAAAUACGAGAAGUAGUGAGCAAAAUAUUGGAUACGACGAAUUGCUAUAGAGGCAGAUGUCACCGUUACAAAAUUAGUUACCGUCUCAACUUCGUUUCUACAUAGAAGUAGAAUUUCUAAGUAUUAUCUAGUGAAAUAUUGACCAAAUUAUCCAGCAGCGAGAGACUCUUGUCUUGUAAAAUAGUGACAACCUAGCUAGAGACCAAGUUAUUCCCAUCGUAUUCGUAUGGUUAAUCGUAUGCAUGCAUUAUAUAACAAAACAUUAUCUAAGCCGUAAAUUAACGAAGUUUGAGACAUGAUACUACACCAUAGAUCCUACCGAUCAGUAAAAUUUAAGCUACGCGCUUCUCUAAAUCCUACAAUAUAAGAUCAAUUUAAUUAGAAACUACGACCGAGAUUCUAAUUCGUCGCGAGACCUAGAGAAAUAUGACAUAGAAUUCACUCAAUAAAGGUUCCAGUAGAGUAAAAUGUCCCAAAAUCCAGUUAAUCUAAUAUCUUAUAAAUCAUUUUCUAACUAAUGGCACCCUAGAUUUACUCUGUGUCAUAGAUUAAGCCACACUAUUUAUAAUCUUAAUUAAUAACCUUCAUUUGUUAAUUGUUUUCUCAUCCCAAUAUUCCAGUACUUCUUUGAUACGAAUCUUGAUACUGUUUAAUCUGAGGGGACAUUGUUUGCUGCAACUGCAAGUCUCUCAGUCACCUUCUCUUGAUCAGUUCUUACAUGUUGAUUAGUUCAGUUGAGUUCAGUUUCAAUUUCCAGGUCCAAUAUAUUCCCCUUCUACUUCAACCAACAUUGAUAUCUCUUCACGAUCUCUGCUUCAGAUUCCAAAUGUCGAUCGUUUAUGCUCCAAAACCUAAUUAAUUCUUUCUUUCAAUCCCUAGUUUGAUAUCUUCAAAAUUUGCUUCCCAGUUAUGUAUCCCACGUUAUAUAACAUCCAUGGGACAAAAUAUUCCCUUUUAAUAAUUAAUUAGGGUAUUCAUCGUUCGAAAAUUGUAUUCUUGGUUUAACUCGUUUUGUGGGUAAUCGCACCGGAUCGCAAAUUGUAUUCUUGGUUUAACUCGUCAUAGGCGGGGGCCGUGAGGACAUGAACUUUUGACUAUGUCACAUGACACGUGUAAGUUUUUGUUUUAAUUUUUUUCUUCUAUUUAUGCUUAUGCAAGGGAUCAAAUAAUUAGCGCCUUAACAA
This is a messenger RNA of Linum trigynum, 5627 nucleotides long. Lineage: Eukaryota; Viridiplantae; Streptophyta; Magnoliopsida; Malpighiales; Linaceae. The record is from the annotation of a GenBank genome assembly.